Molecule: messenger RNA, 1164 nt
Organism: Penicillium brevicompactum
Lineage: Eukaryota; Fungi; Ascomycota; Eurotiomycetes; Eurotiales; Aspergillaceae
Product: tRNA(Thr) (cytosine(32)-N(3))-methyltransferase
Exons: 1
Coding region: 1-1164 (387 amino acids)
Molecular function (GO): tRNA (cytidine-N3)-methyltransferase activity
Source: RefSeq, a predicted model, not a curated record
AUGACUGUUGAUCCUACUUUCGAGCAGGUGACUCAAAACGUCGAGCCUAACCAUGUCGAGGCUUCUCGCUCCCAUGACCCCAGCAACAACAUGAAACGAACCGACCCCUUCCAAUUCGGCUCCCGACACCUCGAAAAGGGCGACGAUGUUUUUGAAUUCAAUGCUUGGGACCACGUGGAGCCGGAUGAUGAGUUCAAGGCCUUCGCCCAGACCCAGUAUGCGAAGCAGCGCGAAACACGAGUGUCGGAUUUCGAUCGAAGGCGGUUCAACAGUGACCCAGCCAAGUGGUGGAACCUGUUCUACAAGAACAACACAGACAACUUCUUCAAAGACCGCAAGUGGCUGCGCCAAGAGUUCCCGAUCCUCGACGAGGUGACACAGAAGGACGCCGGCCCCAAGGUUGUUUUGGAGGUUGGCGCAGGCGCCGGAAACACUGCCUUCCCUUUGCUGGCGAACAACAAAAAUGAACAGUUCAAGCUCCACGCCUGUGAUUACUCCAAAUAUGCUGUGAAGGUCAUGCGCGAGAGUGAGCACUACAACGAGAAGUACAUGUCCGCUGAUGUCUGGGAUGUCGCCGGCGUGCCAAACGAGGAGGGCGACUCUCUCCCACCUGGCUUGACCGAAGGCUCGGUCGAUGUAGUUAUUAUGAUCUUCAUCUUCUCCGCUCUGGCUCCUGAUCAGUGGGACCACGCCAUUCGCAAUGUCUACCGGCUCUUGAAGCCAGGUGGUCGUGUGCUUUUCCGUGACUACGGCCGUGGCGACCUCGCCCAAGUGCGAUUCAAGAAAGGUCGUUAUAUGGCCGAGAACUUUUAUAUUCGGGGCGAUGGCACUCGCGUCUAUUUCUUCGAGAAGGACCAACUUGUCGACAUGUGGGGAACCUGGUCUGCUCAAGAUGGCUUGCAAAUUCCCCUUGGCUAUGAUGCCUCCACUGAUGCUCCCACUGAUGGAUCCGCAGAGGAGCCUCAGUCGGUACCGGAACAGUCUGAGGAGGCCAAGCAAUUGGCAAAGGACAAUGGAGCAUUCGAAGUGCUCAACAUGGGAGUUGACCGACGCUUGAUUGUCAACCGCGGCACCAAGCAAAAGAUGUACCGCUGCUGGAUGCAGGGCAACUUCCAGAAACGUGGUGGACCUAACACCGAGACUGCUACCAAAUCAACUCAAUGA